UUUAAUCUCGUCAGGGUUUCAGAAAAUAUCAAAUUCUAAUUAAAAACUUCGAACUCUACUAAAUCCAUUUGAAAUUCAAACCGAUAGGUUUUCACUUUUCACUGAUGCUGCGUAGUGCGUACACAAGGCCUACGAGCAAAUUCAUGCUCGCCAGUUAUUCAGUAAGGGAUAUAGUGUAGGAGUAUAAUAUUCAUUUAUCUAUUUAUAUAAAGGUGAGAGGGGUCCAGAGUGUUCAGACACAAACAUAUAUACAAACAAUAAUAUCCCGCGGCAAGUAAAAGCAUAGAUUGUAGCCAUGGCGUUGAAGGUGAAGACAAAGAUUGAUGACCAUGAAGUACACGAUCAAGAAGAAGAAGGAACACCAGUAAGCCCACUAGGACAAUACCUCAACAGUUCAGUUGUGUCUCUUUCUCUCUACGCGGUUCUUGAAUUCCAAGUUCCCGUAAAUGACUUGCCCACAUCUCUCAUCCAAGAAGUUUUCUUACCCAUCAACCCUCGCUUUUCUUGUAUCAUGAUUGAUGAUAAGAAAAGUGUAAAGAAAUGGAAGCCUGUUGAAGUGAACGUUUAUGACCAUUUCUUUGAUCCUCAAUUUCCCGAAGGAUUAUCGCCCGAAGAAUACGAAGAGUGUCUUCAUAGCUACAUUUCUAAAAUUGCACUUGAACCACUUCCACAAAGCAAACCCUUAUGGCAGAUUCACAAAUUUAGGUAUCCAACAAGAAAUGGAGCUGGCUGUCUUAUAUUUAGGUUUCAUCAUUCACUAGGGGAUGGGUAUUCACUUAUGGGAGCUCUUCUUUCUUGUCUACAAAGAGCUGAUGAUCCUUCUCUUCCACUAACACUUCCUUCUCGUCAAUCCUCAAGCACCAAGGCUAAAAAGCCAAAUGUUUCCUUGCUCAAAAGCGCUGCUCAGUUUUCGUAUACUGUCAUGACAAGUCUUUUGGAUUUUGGACGGGCUAUGUUAAGGAGCAGUAUAUUGGAAGAUGAUUAUACUCCGAUUAGGUCUUCCUCUGAAGGAGUCGAGUUCCGUCCUCUGGCCAUAACCACGAUGGCCUUUCGCCUAGAUCACAUCAAGAAAAUUACUACAAAUCUGAAAGUGACGAUAAAUGAUGUGAUGACGGGUGCAAUAUUACUGGGAGUUAGGAUGUACAUGGAGGCGGAGGAGAGCAAAUCGAGCAGUGCAAAUUCGACAUCACUGGGAUUGCUUAAUACAAGGGACAUUCAAGGCUACAAGUCCGUUAGUGAGAUGCUUAAACCCAAGGCUAGCAUGCCAUGGGGUAAUCAUUUCGCAUUUCUGCAUCUGCCUAUGCCCAAAUUGACCGAUCCGCGUAAUUCCCUUGAUUUCGUCUUUCAAACGCACCAAACUAUCAAGCGACUGAGGAACAACUAUGCUGCUUUUCUUACCGGUCAGCUUUUAGAUAUAUCCCUUAAAGUUGCAGGUCCAGAGGCUACUUCUAAAUUACUUUACAACACUAUGAAGAAUUCGAGCCUGACCAUUAGCAAUAUGAUUGGACCCAUAGAACAGAUGGCUUUGGCUAACAAUCCUAUUAAUGGGCUCUACUUCACAGCUUCCGGACUUCCACAGAGUCUAACUGUAGGUCUGAUAAGUUACGUGGGAACUUUACGAGCAACCAUUGCAGCGGAAGAAGGGUUAAUCGAUCCGAACAAGGUGAAGGCAUUCAUCCAGAAAGCGUAUGACGACAUAUUUGAAGCUGCUAUUCUUUCGGGUUGUUGAGCUUCUAUUUAUGUUUGGUUCCCCAAAAUAGACAUUUCUCUCUGGAACUGGUCACUGUUAUUAACUUAUGGAAGUUUAUUUUCCUGUUCA
Molecule: messenger RNA, 1819 nt
Organism: Daucus carota subsp. sativus
Lineage: Eukaryota; Viridiplantae; Streptophyta; Magnoliopsida; Apiales; Apiaceae
Product: wax ester synthase/diacylglycerol acyltransferase 4
Exons: 5
Coding region: 296-1729 (477 amino acids)
Biological process (GO): triglyceride biosynthetic process
Cellular component (GO): plasma membrane
Molecular function (GO): diacylglycerol O-acyltransferase activity
Source: RefSeq, a predicted model, not a curated record